Procambarus clarkii (red swamp crayfish) is the source of this 6433-nucleotide messenger RNA. Its product is annotated as ATP-binding cassette sub-family C member 5. Gene Ontology annotation, molecular function: ATP hydrolysis activity; ABC-type transporter activity; ATP binding. Lineage: Eukaryota; Metazoa; Arthropoda; Malacostraca; Decapoda; Cambaridae. The record is from RefSeq and is a predicted model, not a curated record. Gene Ontology annotation, cellular component: membrane. Gene Ontology annotation, biological process: transmembrane transport.
UCUGAUAGUAUGAUAUACUAAAGAAGUAGUGAUAGAGUGAGUGAGGAGGCUGGUGGACGGUAUCAGUAGCUGGGAGGCCGCCCUGCUAGGUGAAGAUAAUUACACAUGAAGUUGUUUUUCUAUACAAGUCUUUGAGAAUGGAUUCUGCUGAGGAAGACACCCUGGACCAUGAGAGAAAUGGCGGGAAGUUACAAGCACCGAACCAAGAGUCUGAAGAGAGGCAACUAAACAGUCCUGAAGGUAUAAAUGAACCGAUGGUUUUGAAAGUGAAAGAAGACAAUAUUCUUGAGUGUGAUUCAGAGAGUUCAGUGAAGAUAGUGACUCAGUCAGAGUUUGAUGAUCCUGUCACCAAAACUGUUGCAUUUGAUAGCAGAGAAGAACUGAAUGAUGAUAGUGAAAAUGAUGGAAAUACGACAGAUAUUGACGAUGAAAUUGAUGAUGCACUUGACGAAGGAUAUAUGGGAAUGGAAUGUACUCUAGAAAGAGGAUUUUCUUUAAAUGAAACUGCUAUUGCUCGUGACCUUCGUCAUGAACGCUACGAUGAAGUUGCUGUCAAGUACAAGCAAGAUGCAACAUUCACCCGCUAUCGUCCGUCUCUCCAGCACUUCAUUCCUUUCCGGAAACCACCUAAGGAGAAGGAUGAAAUGCCAGUAGAUAAAGCUGGACUGUUCAGUUACACCACCAUAUCAUGGAUUAGCAACCUCAUGUGGAAAGCUUAUAAAACUGGUCUGAAAGAUGAAGAUAUUCCAAUCUGCUCAAAAUAUGACAUGUGUGGCUACAAUGUUGAAAGAUUGGAGACUUUAUGGAAUGAGGAAAUUAAAAGAAAUGGAAAAGAUAAUGUUUCACUGCAGCGUGUUGUGUGGAAGUUCCUGAGAACUCGCCUCCUCUUUGCUCUCUCUAUUUUCAUGGUUAAUAUCAUGUUGGGAUUCAUUGGACCAACUAUAUUCAUGCGCUUGCUAAUAAGUUGGCUCUCAACGGAGGAACCUAUGACCGUGGGAGCGAUUUGGACUACUGGUCUACUGAUCACAGAGUUCUUUCGCAUCAUUCUCUUCUGUCUUGUAUGGUGCAUCAACUAUCAGAAUGGGGUUCGACUGAGAGCUGCAUGUCUUGGACUGGUGUACAAAAAACUAAUGAGGAUGUCAAAUCUAGGAAGCAAAAGUGUUGGAGAGGUGAUCAACUUGUUUGCCAAUGAUGCUCAGCGAAUAUAUGAUCUAGUUGUACUUGGUCCACUGAUUAUUGGAGGUCCAGUGGUGGGAGCUGGUGGUGUGGCAUAUAUACUCUGGCUCUUGGGACCGUGGGCUUUGUUUGGCAUGGUAGCGUUUCUUCUUUUCUAUCCAUUUCAGUAUGGAAUAUCACGGCUAACUGGUUAUUUACGACGCAAAACCAUUGCUGUUACUGAUGAAAGGGUUCGCAUGGUAAAUGAACUCCUCACAUGUGUGAAGCUAAUCAAAAUGUAUGCAUGGGAGAAGAGCUUUGCUUCUACAAUUGCAGAAAUUCGUUGCCGUGAGAGACGGUUGCUAGAGAAAUCGGCGUAUGUGCAGAGCAUUAGUCUAGCUAUGGCUCCCACUGUACCUAUAAUUGCUGCCAUUGUCACUUUCCUGGCUCAUAUUGGUGCUGGGUAUAAUCUUACUGCAGCUCAGACCUAUUCUCUUCUAAUGGUAUUCAGCACUGUCAUAAGAAAUGGCUUCUCUUAUUCAUCAUAUACUUUCAUUUUAGAACAAGGAAGAAUCUCUAUCAUUCGUUUUCAGGCAUGGUCGUAUUAUGGGCUAGCUGGGCUAAUACACUUUGGUAUGGAUUGCAUCACUUAUUCCAUUCAGCAUAUUCGUGAGGGGCAAAUCUCUUUGGAGAGAUGUAAGAAUAUCCUCCUAAUGGAUGAGUUGACUCCAUAUGUUGAAGAGCCGCAAACUGAAGACAUUGCUGUUGCUCUGCAUGAUGCCACACUCGCUUGGAAUACUAUUUCUCUAGAGAAAAAGGGAAAAGAGAAGAGAAGGAAUAAAAACGAUACUGGAUCUCCAACUGAUGAUUUGUUACAGAAAGUUACAGAUCCUCAAUGUACAGAAGUAUUGUUUGGUAUCAGCUUGUCUGUCAAAAGGGGUGAGUUGAUUGCCGUAUGUGGAGGUGUAGGAGCUGGCAAGUCAUCAUUGAUAAGUGCUUUGCUUGGCCAUAUGCAGCUAAAUUCUGGGAAAGUUUAUCUCCAUGGAGCCUGUGCCUAUGUUGGACAACAAGCAUGGAUACUCAAUGCCUCAUUUAGAGAUAAUAUUCUUCUUGAUGAAACUUUUGAUGCAAAGAAGUACUAUAGAGUAAUUCAUGCUUGUAAUCUUAAUCAAGAUAUUGCAGCGAUGCCUGCUGGAGACUUUACCGAAAUUGGAGAGCGUGGCAUCAACCUGUCUGGUGGGCAGAAGCAACGCUUGUCUCUUGCUAGAGCCAUUUAUGCAAAUAAGCAAGUGUAUUUGCUAGACGAUCCUCUUAGUGCUGUUGAUGCACAUGUUGGUAACCACAUCUUCCAGUGGGUCAUUAAGGGAGCACUUCGAGAAAAGACAACAAUUUUUGUUACACACCAACUUCAAUAUUUACCUCAGUGUGACCGUAUAGUGUAUCUGCGGGACGGGUGUGUUUUUGAAUUGGGCACACACAACGAUCUUAUGAAGGCCAAUAAUGAAUAUGCUGCCUUAUAUACAACUCAUAUGCAAACAGUAAAGGAUAUAAAUGAAAGAGAAAUAGAACCAUCAAGAAGCUUUCGAAUACGACAAGACUCAGUUAUGUCAUCAGACAGUGGAAAGAGUGGCUCAAAUGGCUUCAUUCCAGAGAGAGGCCUUGUGGUUGAUGCACUUCAGAAUGCUGCUGCAGGUACAGGUCAACUUAUAACUGAAGAACAGAUUGAGAAAGGUGACAUACCUAAGUCUACAUACCAUUCAUACAUAAUGGCAGCGGGUGGAUACAUCAUAGCAACACUUGUUAUAUUGACUUUCAUUCUCAAUGUUGGGUCUACAGCCUUCAGUUCCUGGUGGCUCUCCCUAUGGCUAUCAGCAGGAAGUGGAAAUACAAGUGUUGUGAUUGGAAAUGAAACUGUUAUCAGUGACAAUAUUGCUGAUAAUCCAGACUGUCAGUUUUACCAAACUGUUUAUGGCUGCUUCAUCGUCAUCAUUUUGGGAACUUCUCUUAUCAGAGGAUUUGCAUUCAUGAAGACAACUUUGGUGGCUUCAAGUCAUAUGCAUGAUCAGGUUUUUAUGAAAGUGUUUCGCAGCCCUAUGAGUUUCUUUGACACCACCCCUUCUGGCCGCAUCAUCAAUAUUUUCUCUCGGGACAUGGAUGAAGUUGAUGUUCGAGUUCCCAUAACAAUGGAAACAUUCUUGCAGAAUAUUUGCUUGAUUUCAAACUCCCUGGUGUUUGUGUGUUUGGUUUUUCCAUACUUUUUGCCUUUUCUGGCACUUCUGGCAGCUAUAUUUCUGUAUAUCCGAAAUAUAUUCAGGAUUGGAAUUCGUGACUUAAAAAGGUUAGAAAAUACAUCUAGAUCUCCAUUGUACAGCCAUGUAAGCACAACUGUAAGUGGCCUUGCUACCAUUAAUGCCUAUGGUAAACAAGGCAUGUUUACAAAAAAGUUCAUGGUCCUCUUCGAUGAAAACACUUGUGUCUUCUAUCUCUUCAACUGUGCUAUGAGAUGGUUGGCAGUCAGACUUGAUUUGCUCGCAAUGCUGGUAACGUCAUUUACUGCAGUGCUGUCCUUGUUUUUAAGAGGAUCAGUGGAUGCAUCAUUUGCUGGUCUGGCCUUGGCUUAUUCAGCACAGCUGAGUGGUAUCUUCCAGUACACUGUAAGACUUAGCACAGAAACAGAAGCAAGAUUCACAUCUGUUCAAAGGAUAAUAAACUAUUCAAAAGGUCUUGAGUCUGAAGCACCAUCCAUAAUAGAAUCAAAACGUCCGGAUGCUACUUGGCCAAAAUAUGGACGCAUCAGUUUCCGUAAAGUUCAGAUGAGGUAUCGACCAGAAACACCCCUCGUUUUGAAGGGCAUCACCUUCGAUAUAGAUUCAAUGGAAAACAUAGGGAUAAUUGGAAGAACUGGAUCGGGAAAGUCAUCGUUAGGAAUAGUGUUAUUCCGGCUAGUUGAGUUGGCUGGCGGUACUAUUCGUAUUGAUGGAAUAGAUAUCUCUACUCUAGGGUUAGAGGAUCUUAGGUCACGGAUUUCUAUAAUUCCUCAGGAUCCUGUGCUUUUUAUAGGAACUGUCAGAUAUAACUUAGAUCCAUUUGAAGUUCAUUCAGAUGAAGAAAUUUGGUCUGCCUUGGAGCAAACCUUUAUGAAAAAUCAAAUUUCCAACCUAAAAUUAAAACUUAAUGCACCAGUGGUGGAGAAUGGUGAGAACUUCUCAGUUGGUGAACGUCAGUUGAUGUGUAUGGCUAGAGCCCUCCUUAGAAAGAGCAAGAUUAUAUUCCUAGAUGAAGCUACAGCUGCCAUAGACACAGAAACUGAUCAAAAGAUUCAACAAACACUGAAGAAAGCCUUUAAAUUUUGCACCAUGAUCACUAUUGCACACAGGCUGAAAACAGUGAUGUCCUGCUCACGGGUCAUGGUGUUGGAUGAUGGGAAAGUAGCAGAGUUUGACACACCAAGGGUUCUUCUUGCCAAACCUUCUUCAAUGUUUUCCAAAAUGCUUGCAAAAGCCGAAUCUUCUUUUGCCGAUUAAGGAAUCAGUGCAAGCUAUAGUGUAUUGAAAAUAUUUUAAUUUGUAAAUUGAUUUGUUGUGAUUGUGUGUGUAUUUUUAAUUAAUAUUACUGGUAUACAAACUUGUUACUAUUUUAACCUUUUUUUAAAUUUAGUUUUCACUUCUAAUAUAACAGACUUGCCUAAAUUAAGAAUAAUCCAGAACCCCUAAAAUCUGUUGGAAGAGUUAGCAUCACAAGAUGACAGAGAGGUUGCGAGAUACAGGAGGGCAAUUGUACCUUGUACAAUUACCCGUACUGUACAGAGAGGUUGCGAGAUACAUUGUACCUUGUCAAUCCAAGGUACAAUGAGUACCUUGGAUUGACAAAGAGCAGCAGAGGGGCAACUUGAAAAUUGAAUACUGUACUAGAUAGAGCAAAGACCCAAUCUUAAUUGCUUCAAAGCCAUAUCAGGCAGAAAACAGCAGUAAUGAAACAGAUGAUGAAACUAAAAAUAGGAUAGGACACAUUCACAUAGAAUGUGAGGAACUCGAAAGACAUUUUCAAAAUGUCGAGGCAAUAGAACAUGGGAAGAGAGAGAUGUAUGAAUAGAGAGGGUUGGAUUCAAACUGUAUAGCACUGAAUGGCUUUGAGAUUAUCAUUGAUAAAGUAAGACAGUACUUGCUGAAACUGAACAUGAUAACGAGUAUAGAACCAGGUAAGAUAUGACUAUUAUAUACUGUACUUGCGAUAACUUACAUUGCCUUGAUUCACAGUAAAACUAAUAAAUACACAUAAAUGUACUAGUCUACAUUUUGCCAAAUUUACACAACUUAUAUAUUAAUUGUUAAAUGGAGGAACAUGUUGCUGGAUGAUUGUAGAUUAAUACUCCGUGUAGGCUUUAAUAAUUAUCAGUGAUGGUGUUGAGAGAAGAUGAUGGUUGACAAGUUACUGUGUAAAUUCAAAAGCGAUUCUGAAAUUCACAAGCAUAGCUCAGGCUUCUCUUACAAUGCCUUUUUAUGUGAUCUUCUGGUGACAGUUUCUUUGGUUAUUAGAAAGAUAAAGUGGUGCAGGUGAUGAGUCACAAUAACGUGGCUAAAGUAAGUUGACCAGACCACACACUAGAAGGUGAAGGGACGACAACGUUACGGUCCGUCCUGGACCAUUCUCAAGUCGAAUCGACUUCAUAAUGAUCCAGGACGGAUCGAAACGUUGUCAUCCCUUCACCUUCUAGUGUGUGGUCUGGUCAAGAUAAAGUGGUACUUUAGGGUACACAUUAGUGAACACCACAGUUAGUCAGUGAGAACUGAUCACUGACAAAACCACCUUUCUCCAUAAUUCUGGAACACAAUAUCUCUUAUCUUCCUCUUCAUCUGCAGCCAGUAGAUCAUCAUACAUGGUGUUGAUUGUAUUAGAGUUCCUCCUGCAUUAGAGAUAUAAACAAAGAAGGCCUAUUAAGCCCAAGAAAUUUUUAUUGACCUGUUUCCAAUAGGUAACAGAUGUUAAUUUAAUCUUUCAUUGUUCAUUUUUUUUAAUUAAACACAUUAUUGAAUUUACUAGGUUUAAUAGGAGAUGAUGCUAGUAAUAGUAAUUAAUUACGGCAUUUAUGUAUAAUUUAAAUUUUUUCUCUCGACUUAUGUUUCACAUAACAUUAGUUUUGCAAUUUUAUAUUUGAUAUUUAAUUUGUUUUCCAUUUUUAUGACUGCAUUUAAUAUUCAUCUCCUCUGUAUUUUGGGCUGUGAUAAUGACAUAAUAUAUGUUGAAACACUAGAAAAAUAAAUCAAAUGAAGAUACAGUA